Cavenderia fasciculata is the source of this 1557-nucleotide messenger RNA. RefSeq lists its product as uncharacterized. Gene Ontology annotation, biological process: protein phosphorylation. The transcript has 5 exons. Bases 1 to 1557 code for a protein of 518 amino acids. NCBI's taxonomy places the organism in Eukaryota, Evosea, Eumycetozoa, Acytosteliales, Cavenderiaceae. Gene Ontology annotation, molecular function: protein kinase activity; ATP binding. The record is from RefSeq and is a predicted model, not a curated record.
AUGGAUAGACCAGAACUUCUAGGGAGAGGUUCACAAGGAGAGGUAAUCAAAUGUGCAUUAAAGUACUUUGUCAAACAAGAAGGUUCAUCUUUUGAAAAGGAACUAGAGUUUUUUAAUAAAAUAAAGAAAAAAGGAAUUAAAGAUGAUCAUAUUGUACAAUUAUAUGGAGAAACAACAUUUACUAAAGAUGGUAAGACCUAUAAAGGACUGGCAAUGGAGUUGGCAGACAAAGGAACACUAUUUGAUUUUAUCAAGGUUGAAAACCCAGACUUUUCAGGUAAAGACCUACUAGUAAUGUUGAUAGACAUAGCAUCGGUCAUGGUCAAGUUACACGAAGCCAAUUUGAUUCAUCGUGACAUUAAACCAUCAAACAUUUUAAUAUUCUCAAAUCCAUCGUACAAUCCAGAGAGUGCUGGUAGUAGUAAACGGUAUAUUGCAAAGUUGGCAGACUUUGGAACAUCAAAGGAUAAAAUACCAAAUAGUGAAAUGACAAAGGAUAUAGGUACUAGAUAUUACAAGGCUCCUGAGAUUGGUGGAAAUGAUUAUACAUGUAAAGUAGAUGUUUAUAGUUUCGGAAGGAUGUGCCAACUUGUAUUAAAUAUUGCAUUGAUGUUUAAACAACCACAUGAACAUGAUGUUAUAGUCUUUGAGACUUUGGAUUCUUUUGUUCAAUUGGUUACAAAGUGUACUCUGGGAAACCCAGAUCAUAGACCAACAUUUGUUGAUAUUCACUCUGUUUUGUGUGAUAUCAAAGAUAAACAUCUGAAAGAGUUUGGAUUGAUGAUAGAUGGAAUGAAAGUGAACAACUUGGCAUUGGUCAAAGCAGAAAGUAUCAGAUGCCACCAAGACAUUAUUAUAUUCUUUCAAUCAUUCAGUAGUAUAAAGGUACAAUCGGGUACAGCAACAACAACAAUAUCGUACCCCAGUUUCAAAGUUUCCACUGGGUUACUCAAGAAUACCCAAUGUGGGACAUUGAUUGUUGUCGAUGGUGCUAUGGGAUCUGGAAAGAAACACCUAAUCCAACAUUAUCUUGAAGAGAAUGUAAAGUCAACCACAACCACAAAUCUAGUAGUAGACCAAAGUGUCAGGUCAACACACUAUCACGCAGUUGUUUUUGGUAUUGAAGACAAGAUUGACAUAUUAUGGCCUACUUUUCAAUGGGGACAAAAAGAAAAAGAAGAUAGGUAUCAAACCAUUUUAAAUGUUUUAGGUGAUUCAAGAAGAAGAGUUGCAAUACAUUUUGGAAAAAAGGAAUCAUAUAGUAUGAUUAAGAGUUUGGUGAUCCCAUCCAAUAUUAAAAUCAUUUUUUCAGCGACUACAGAUGAUUGUCAAGAAUUGGAGAUUGGUCCCAACAGAGUAACGAUUGGCUUGGACGACCAAGAUAAAUUGGAGUUUGUCAAGAACUAUCUUGGACUCAAACAACUAUUAGGUGUAGAUCUUUCAUCCUUUUCGACUCCACAGUUACUUAAAAAGUUAUGUGAUAGUUAUAAAUUAUUUACAAAAAAAAGUAUAACUACAUUACCAUCAUAUAAUAGAAUAGUUUUGGAAACUUUUUAA